This is a messenger RNA of Cyclopterus lumpus (lumpfish), 2706 nucleotides long. It is a transcript of the gene lpcat1, whose product is annotated as lysophosphatidylcholine acyltransferase 1. The transcript is spliced from 14 exons. The record is from RefSeq and is a predicted model, not a curated record. Bases 200 to 1678 code for a protein of 492 amino acids. NCBI's taxonomy places the organism in Eukaryota, Metazoa, Chordata, Actinopteri, Perciformes, Cyclopteridae.
UCCAGUCUCUCCAGUCGGAGAAGGAGGAGGAGGAGGAGGAGGAGGAGGCAGACUCAAAACAGAGGAAGGCGCUCUCGUGCGGCGUCUUAACGACGAGCCCAACUCGCGUUAAGGAAACAUUUUUUACAUUUUUUUUUUGCAAAUCGACUUUUAUUUUGCUAUUUUCCAAAAAGGCGUAACGUUCCCCGGGUCGUCAGCUAUGAAGUCGUCCACCAGUCGCCCCUCCGGAGUGGGAAGAAACCCCUUCGUGCACGAGCCGGAGUUCACCGUGGCCGAGACGAUACAGAUAGGACUGAUGUCGGUUACGGUGUUUCCGGUGCGGCUGCUGCUGGUGUCCUUCCUCAUGCUGCUGGGGUGGCCUUUCGCCUUCGCAGCCUCCCUGGGGCGAUCUGAUUACGUCAUCGAGCCACAGUCGUGGUGGAUGAGGUUCAUAGACCUGAGUCUCCGCGUGAUCAUGCGAGCCAUGUGGUUCUGCGGAGGUUUCCAUUGGAUCAAAGUGAAAGGAAAGCGGGCGGCGGCCUCCGAGGCGCCCAUCCUCACCGUGGCGCCGCACUCCUCCUACUUCGAUGCCAUCCCCAUCACCAUGACGAUGUGCUCCAUCCUCACCAAACUGGAGAGUCGCAGCAUUCCCGUCUGGGGCACUCUGAUCAGCUACAUCCGGCCCGUCUUUGUGUUCCGGUCGGAUCAGGACUCCAGAAGAAGAACCGUGGAGGAGAUCAAGCGGAGAGCCCGGUCCGGAGGGGAGUGGCCUCAGAUCAUGAUUUUCCCAGAGGGGACGUGCACCAACAGGUCGGGGCUCAUCUUGUUCAAGGCCGGCGCGUUCAUACCAGGACUCCCAGUGCAGCCUGUGGUGCUGCGCUACCCAAACAAACUGGAUACCAUUACAUGGACGUGGCAAGGUCCCGGAGCGUUCAAGAUCCUGUGGCUCACUCUGUGCCAACCUCACAACGCCAUGGAGAUAGAGUACCUGCCCAUUUACUCGCCGUCCGCCGAGGAGAAGGAGAGCCCCGCCCUCUUUGCCACCAACGUCAGAAAGAUCAUGGCCAAGGCUCUGGAGCUCCCCCUAGUGGACCUGUCCUUCGACGACCGUGAGAUCAGCCUGUCCCGGGGCCCGCUGCGCAUCCGUGACUGCAGCAGCCUGCUCCAGUUCCACCAGCGCGUGUGCCGCCUGGGGCUGAGAGCAGGAAGGACGGGCGACGUGCUGGAGGAGCAGGCCAGAAGAGCCCGGAAGCUGCAGGGAGACGGGCUGAGUUUGGAGGGCUUUGCCCAGUUCCUCAACCUGCCAGUUACAGACACGCUCACACAAGUCCACAGCCUCUUCGACCAGCACGGAGACGGACAGAUAGACGUCCGGCUCCACGUCGUGGCUCUGUCGACCGUCCAUCGACCCCUGAGGUCAAUGGAGACCCUCAAACUGGCCUUCACGAUGUACGAGGAGAACGGGUACGUCCGACGAGAGGACCUCGCCGCCAUCUUUGAAAUAAUGUUGGGAGUGAGAAAGGUGGAACUUUCAGCUCUUUUUUCGUCGCUCGACGGAUCCGACGCCGCGAAGAUCACAUACGAUGAACUUCAUCAUUUCAUAGAGCAGCACCCGUUCUUCGUCCAGGAUUACCUCGAUUUUGAAAACCACCCGCGCAGCCGGCCGAAGGGCUGCAACGGCCACAGCAAAGACGACUGAAGAGCGGUGGGGGCCGCAUCGCAACCCCUCUUUAUUGACCUCCUCUCUCUCUCUCUCUCUCUCUCUCUCUCUCUCUCUCUCUCUCUGCCUCUCUCCGAUGUAACGGCGUCUCCAAAAUAAUGCAGCUUCCCGACCACCUCUGUGCCUUCGAGGAAGACAAAAAGGGCCUCGGCGGAGUGACACGUGGCUGUGAAGGAAACGACGAGGACGGAUCCGUGCUGCACAGAUGAUGAUUUUUUUUUUUUUUUUUUGCAUCCUUAUCCACAUGUUGAAUGAAAUAAAACACAUUUAGUUUCUUGUUUUUUUUUUCUCUUCAGGUGUUUUAUUUAUUUUUUACAUUUAUUUUUCUUAUGUUUGACGUACAACAUAUUUAGGAAUUUAUGUUGAUAAAAAGGGGAUGGUUUUUCUUUUAUUUCUUUUAUUUUUUUUCUGCCUCUUCAUAGACGUAGUGUAACUUCAACUUCAGGUAAAAAAAAAAAAAUGAAAAGGAUCAGGAUACAUCAUCAUGCGGCCAUUGUGUGAGAAAUAACUCUCCGGAGCGUAAUCCAAUGACAUCAUUCCUUCAAGCAGCGGUGUCACUGCCACAGAUGUAAACAAAGGACUUGUGACGAGGACCAGGAAGUGACUUAUUGUAUUUUCAUGUGAAUAAGAAUCAAAUCUAUCAGCUAUGUUUUUUUUUAAUUAUUAUUAAUAUUAUUAUUGUAUUAUUUGGUAAUGUUUUUUUUUUUUCAAAUGUCCAGAGAAAAAAAACAUUUAAGCGGGUGGAUUUCGAGCUACGAAUCCUUCUGUUGACCCUCUAACAGACAGAUAUUACACAUAUAUGCUUCUCAAUCUUUCUGAGAUCAUGUUUCAAGAUUUAAAUAUUAGGUGUACAUAUUUACCUCAGCUGGUUCUCCCUGGACUCACACAUUUUUGUACCUCAUGUCUGUUUAUACCUCUGUAAAGUGUCAUUUUUUUGUUCAAUCGGAGACUUACAUGGAGCUAUCAAAGCUCCUUAUUUUAAUUAAAGACAAAAGAAGUGUUGUCAC